AUGGACUUCACCAUAUCUCGACUGACGGAAGAUGACAUACCUGGAGCUGUGAAUACCAUUCAGGAAGCAUUCAAAGAAGAUCCUUACAACCUGUGGAUUUACAAUUAUCGAUCAAAGCUGAACCUAGUCAGAAACUCGGUUUCUCUUGGCAUUCGAUGUCGAUGGGGAAUUCGAAACGGCUUGUUCUAUGUUGCUAAAGACUCUCAAAGUCAUAGAGUUUUAGGCGUUGCAAUGUGGUUGCCACCCAAAUCUGCUGGAUCGCCGGAGACGUGGGCAGAAUGGAUUGAUAGUUGGGCAAUGUGGGCUCAACAAGUUGGUAUGAAUAUUUGGUACGGUCGAGGUGGCCUAAACGUGAAGCGUUAUUACAUCUGGAAGGACAGGCAAGCAGAAGCCCAAUCCAAUAUUUGGACCGAUCCCCGAGGAUACUACUUUCUAAAUAUAAUGGUCGUUCAUCCUGACGCUCAAGGAAGAGGAAUCGGAAAAGCGCUAGCAAAGGAAGUAACUAGCAUUGCUGACGCAGAAGGAAAAAGAUGCUAUCUUGAAUCUAGUCGAGAUGUUCCCAACAUGAAGAUAUACGAAACCUUCGGAUUCCAUUUUGAAAAGAAGAUGGUUUGCGACGACGAAGGCGAUACUUGCAAUAUCUAUUGUAUGGUUAGAGAACCACAAGCAGACUCGCAAGGAUCUAAAAAGGAUGUAUGA
Botrytis deweyae is the source of this 699-nucleotide messenger RNA. RefSeq lists its product as uncharacterized. Lineage: Eukaryota; Fungi; Ascomycota; Leotiomycetes; Helotiales; Sclerotiniaceae. Bases 1 to 699 code for a protein of 232 amino acids. The transcript has 3 exons. Gene Ontology annotation, molecular function: acyltransferase activity, transferring groups other than amino-acyl groups. The record is from RefSeq and is a predicted model, not a curated record.